CUAUCAAACGAUUGACAAAUUUCCAUACACACAUUCAUCCAAUACCGUACACGGUUUCAAAGCGGGCACGCACAGCCGCGUUGGAUCGCUAACAGUUAAAGAAGAGAGAAAAUGAUGAAAAUGAUGUAAUUUCUCAGUCUCUGCCCAAGUUUAAGUAUAACACUAGUUUAAAAGUAAUGUGAUAUAAUGACAAUUCAUCUGCUAUCCUCACAGAAUAAUUGGUCAAAUGAAUGAAGUUUGAAAUCGCCGCUUUGAAGUAAUACACAAAAUAUCACGUGACUUCAUUAUGGAAAAUGGCGGCCUCCAAAUUUACAAACAUGGAUUCUUAUUCGCGUAAAUUUGAGGCAUUGAGCACGUGUGUUUGUUUACAUUUGCAUAACUGACUUUUAGAGGUGCCAGUCAUCAAAAUUCGAGGUAUAGAUGCCUGGUAGGGGCAGCCGAGGCCGUGGGAGGCCCCCAAGGUCUGCUACACCAAGAUCUGCUAAUUUUUUGAGAAAGCCAAAGGCUUUUGGAGGUGGAUUUGUUGGUGACAACAGUUCGAGAUCGAGUACACCUGUCAGCAUCUCCCCAGCCUCGACACCAACCAGAAAUAAAUAUGACAAAGGUAGAAGAGAUGCUGCCAAUAGAGGAAGGAGUUUUAUUCAAAAUCUUUUUGAUGAUGAUGAUGAAAUGUCAAGAGAUAGUGCAGGAGCAGGUUCACUCGGACCUGAUAGUGAGAACCUUGACAAUAUGUCAAAUCUUGAUGGAGAUUCAGAUGUUUCAUAUAACGAUGAUGACGACUCAUCGUCAGACUAUAGUGUCGAAAGUAACAGUACAUCUGGGAAGCGGAGGGUAGUGUUUUUCCGUCGCCCAAAAAGUCCAGAUUUACUUGAUGAUAUAGAAAUACCACCAUUAAAUUUACCUCCAAGUUCAACAGACUUAUUAAUGCCAACAGAAUAUUUGAUGCAAUGUUUAGGAAUAUAUGAAAUUUUACGCCAUUUUAGAACUAUUGUUAGGUUAUCUCCUUUCACAUUUGAAGAUUUCUGUGCCUCAUUAUUGGGAGAAGAACAGUGCAGUCUUUAUUCUGAAAUACAUGUUAUGAUGGUAAAGGCUAUACUGAGGGAAGAAGACAGUAACAGUACAACAUUUGGUCCAUCAGACUCAAAAGACAGUAUCAACAUAACCAACUUUUUUAAUGAUGCAAUGACAUGGCCAGAAGUUGCAAGAGCCUAUCUAGAGAGUGAUAAAAACAAUUCUAAUGAUUAUCAGGAUGCAAUAGCUGUACUUGAGUUGCCAGAGUUUCCAUUUGUUAGUGUUUCAGACAAACUGAAAGUGCUUCAGACUUUAACUGACAUUUUCUUGACAACAAAUAAAGUUCGAGAAGAGAUUCUAAAUGAAGGCAACAUUACGUAUGAUGAUCAUUGUCGAGCAUGCCACAAACUUGGAGAUCUGCUCUGUUGUGAGACGUGUUCUGCUGUUUACCAUUUAACAUGUGUAGAUCCCCCACUAGAAGAAGUCCCAGAUGAUGACUGGCUAUGUAGUAUCUGCAGAGCUCACCAGGUUAAGGGUGUUACAGAGUGUGUAUCUGAGGCAGAAAAAGGAGGAUUACUUUGCAGACAAGAUCCUCUUGGUUAUGAUAGACACGGCAGGAAGUACUGGUUUCUUGUUAGACGAAUAAUAAUUGAAGGAGAGAAUGAGGUGUGGUAUUACAGUACAAAGGGUCAGAUUGAAGAGCUCCUGGAAGUGUUAGACCGAACGGUAUGGGAGAGGGAACUCUGCUUUAUACUUAGUGAUCUCAGAGAUGACAUAAGUAGACAAAUGAAAAUUACAGAAAAUCUCACAAGGGAAAAAACAACAAACAAAAAAUCAGCCAUAGAAAUGGAAAUUGCCAAUGUAGAAAAGAUUCAGAGUGAUAGAGCUAAAAGAAAACAGGAAGAGUUAGAACAGAAGCUAAAGGAAGAAGAGGAACGAAAGGCCAGGGAAUUAGAAGAGAGAAAAAAGAGGGAGGAGCAAAAACUGAAUGGUGAUAUUGAAGAACAGAUGGAUACUUCGACAGAAUCUGUAACUGCCUCAUCUCAAAAUGUGACGACAGUGACAGAUAGUUAUGGUAUCACCACAGAAAUCAUCUCUACAAGUGAUAUCGGUAAAGUUGCAUUGACAGAGACUGUCGAAACAACCACAAUUGCAACAACUAUAACCACAAAAACAGUCAGUGUGUCACCACCUAGAGAUGUUGUAGUGAAAACCAUAGAACCUAUGAUUGUUGGUAAUGACAAUAAACCAGAGGAACAACAAACGUCCCGUGAGCCGUCCCCAAAUGGGGACGAGAACAGUACAGAAGUAAAAACUUCUUCAAAUCAAAACGUUGAUAGCUCACAACAAAAUGGCAAUAUAAACACAUCACAGGCAGCAAAACCAACAGAAAAUAAAGUGAUUGUAAUUGGCUCAGAUGGCAAACAGACCCCAGGUAUUAUGAACAUUCAGUCUGUGUGUCCGAGCACAGCUAAAUCGGGUACAACAUUUGUACUGCUCAAUAAGGAAGGAGCUCAGAUGAAAAUAAGUUUAACUCCACGGAAGACGGAGAGUGCAGAGAAAAUAGAAGACAGCAAGGAAGAACAAGAGAAUGGACAACAAAUUGUUGGAAGAACAAUGAUAACAAGAUCCAAAACUGGUUCCCUUACCCCCAAACUGUUCUCUGAUUCUGUGAUGGGAACCACGAUUAAAACUACAACAUCAAAUGUGAAAUCCCUAAAUACAUCAUCAACUGAUGAAGUUCUUAUUAUCAACAAGGAUGGAGAGAUCACAAGAAUUGCUCGUAGCAAACUUGCUUCCACAUCGUCCAUCUUCUCUCAGCAGCAGUACUUUAAACUAGGAAUGGAUGGUAGUUACAAGCAGUAUGUAAACCAGUAUACAACACAGACUCUAGCCUUAAAUAAACAUCAACAUAAUGAAGAGAGGGACAAACGACGUUACCUCUCCCACAAGUUCAGUCUCACGAAUCUCAGUGAGUUUAAAUGGAAUGGUACAACAAAUGGUAACAAAAUCAUGACAGUUUCUACAUUGAGAUUGAGCCUUGCACAGCUAGAGAGCAGUUUGGCCUCACCAUUUCUACACCCAAAUUGGCAGCUACACCGCCAGUCCUGGCUGAAAGCGUUACACCACUGUACAAAACCUGACGACUUUGCUCUAGCCCUGACAAUAUUGGUACAUGUUAUCAAACCAGUACUACUGCUCCCAGUAUGGCAUGAAGCUCUAGGUCACAUCCGCUUGAAACGUAUCACAUCACUGGAUCGGGAAGAAAUGAAGAAAAAAGAAAGAGAACAGAAGAAACUAACAGAGGAGGAGCUGGCUCGCCCUGUUGUUUGGAUUAAAUACACACUCGGACUCAAGCAUCAGGUUUGGAAGCAGAGGGGAGAGGAAUACCGUGUAACAGGUGGUCAUGGUUGGGGCUGGAUUUCGUGUACACGCAGGUCCAAUCCCACGCCACAGGACACAGUUGGGCUUAGGGCUGCUGCCAAAAAACUUCAGAACAGAAAAUACAAGCUUUUAGGAGAUGACAAUUCAGAAGGAGAGAAUCAACAACCAGCAGAAGAAAAACCUAAAGAAGAAAUUGAAAAUAUUGUGAAAGAAGAGAAAGAUUCUUUGAAGGAAGAAAAAAUGGAAACAGACACGGUAGAUGAUAAAACCGAAAAGGACAAUACAGUUACAAAAACUGAAGAAGCUGAUGAGAAUGUCAACAGUGAAACUGAAGUGAAGCAGGAACCUGACUCAGAGACCCAAGUUAAAAGUGAAGUGAAAGAUGAGCCUAUGGAUGUGGAUGACAAGGCAGAUGUGGUAAAAGUUGAGGAUGAUCCAGUGAAAUCUGAAGUGACUGAAAGUAAGGAGGAAGAAGAGGAGAAACAAAACAAUGAAAUAGACAUUGAAAAUGUUUCUCCUAAAAAAGAUGCAAAACCAUUAAGAAUAGCUCAGGGAAAUUUUUCAAAAGCUAACUUAAAAGCAUAUUCAUUGCUGACUAAGAAGUGUGAUGUUGAUCUCAUAGAUGUAAGUAAGGCAAUUAGAGAACACUCAUAUUAUCCAAAAGUGACAAAGCCUUAUUCAAGACUAGAUAACUUACUUGAACGUAGGUUAAAACUAGGUGAAAUAGAAAAGAAGCAGCGGGAAAGUAUUCAGCAGCAGCUUCAGUGGAAAUUGAAGCUUGAGGCAGCUAAACAAGAAAAACAGGAAGUGUCUGCAUCUCCUGAAAAGAAAAUCAUUGCCUUGUCUCGUCCAGAAGUGGUAAACAAACCAGAACCAGCAAAACCACGUAUAAUUCAUUAUGGCUGCUAUUCUCCACUUUGUCAGAUGGGAGAUGUUCUUGGUGGUCAGUGUUACUCGGUGAGGUGUCGCUAUGAAACAGAACAGGAGGAAGAGGAAGAUGAUUUAGAUGUUGAUGAUGCUGGGGAAGUGCAGAUGGAAGUCGAUGAAGAUGAUGAUGAGAAAAUUGAUGAUGAUAAAGAUUCUGAAACAAAGAAAGAAGAUCUUAAUAAAAGUGCUACAGAAGAUGAGGAAGUUGAUGUUAUCGGUGAUAAAGAUGAAACAAACAAAACUGCUGCUGAAAACAUUAACAGUAACAAUGCCAAUAAACCUUCAAAUGCAUCUAAAGUGGUUCAUGUGCCUUUUACAAAAGAGGAAGGGGUGAAAUCCUCCUCAACUAGUGGUGUUUCAGUGAAAACUGGAUUAUUAUCUCCUAGUGCUAAGAAAACUACCACAAUAUCAAUACCAGGAAAUUUAGCUCAGUUGAUAGCUCAGAAAACAGGAAAAAAUCUGACAUACUCUGAAGCCCAGGCUUUUAUUCGCCAGGCUCUAGAAAAAAUGACAGUUGAGGAUAUAAAAGCCAAAAUUCCACCUGUCAGGAAAAUAACAGAUAAAGUACAUUUGCCUAAGAUAACAAAAGGUGGCUUUAAGAAAAAAUCUGCAAAAAAGACUAAUUUACCACCAGCCCAUAAAUUUAUCACUCCAUCUGGUAAAAAAAGUCUUUUUGUGCUAGAGAGAUGGGAGGGCAGAAAGUUGGCAAGAAAAGCAGGAAAAAUUGAAGUGACUGGAUUUAAGUAUGAGUGUAAAAUGAGUAAUGUAAAUUGGCCCUAUCCGUGUCCAAGACCGUUAUUCAAAACUGCAUUCAACUUCCGUCUACAAACUAUAAAAUCUUUAGCAGCAGCAGCUUUACAACUGCGGAUAUUCUGGGCAUGUAUCAGAUGGGAUGAUAUGGCAACAAAGCCCCCAGCUGGUGGGACCAACACUAUAUCCACAGAGACCGAGAUUACCACUACAGAAUUACUGAAGAGGAAAGAUAUUGGUCCAUUUGGUCUCCGAUCAGAAUUUCUGGUUCGCAAGAUCAUUGUUCCUCUUGGAGUUCCCCAGCAGCCUAAAGAAAAGUACACUCCACAAAGGAGUGGUUUGAGAGAGCGUAAAAGAGCAGACUCACCAAGACAGACAGAACCUAGUGUCACAGAAACCUGGGUACCAGAGGAGGUCCUUGAACUUUGGGAAAUCAAAAUGUUUGGAGAAAAGGUUGAGAAACAGAGGGCAGCACUGAAGGAAAAGUUAAGUAGUCAGCAGGCUCAGCAGAAUGCCAGCCAGAUUAAACAACAAAUGGAGGAGCAGUUAAAACAACAGAGAGCUGCCAUGCAACAGAAACGGUUGCUUGAAGCCCAGGGUAAAACAACAGUAACCACACUGACGACAGCAAGUGGCAGUCUCCUUACUUCAGCAUCAGCAGGUACCACAACAGUGCUGAAAGGCCUUUCUUCUCUCACAGCUGGAGGAUCAACUGUAUUGAAGACAUCAGGUGGUAUGACAACUAUACUGUCUCCUGGUAAUCUCAUCAAGAAAAUACAGCAAGUUCAACCAAAAACCACACAAGGAGUGAUAAGUAUUCCUGCAAAUGCAGCCACCGGUGUGAGACCCAUGGUCAAGGUUCAGAUACCCGGUAGCUCAGGUGCCAUCACACUACGUCCAGCUACAUCAGCUGUCACUCUGGCCCCUAAACCCAGUCCCACUGUGGUCAGCACGUCUCCUACUAGUGGUCAGACUCUGACAGCCAUUAAACUAGCCAGUGUAGCAAACCCAGCACCAGCACAGCAAGUUAUAAUGAAAGCUGCGACCAGUACAGCACAAGUACGUCCUGCAACUGCUACACAAGGUGCGAGUGGAGGAGUUCAGAAUGUACAGAUAAUACAGGGCCCAAAUGGUCAGCUUCAAGUGAGGGGACUUAUGCCAGGUCAACAGGUGAUACGUUUGCCAGAUGGUCGUCUACAGUUGAUAACAAUUCCUCAGCAGAAAGUACAACAGCAGGCUACAGCCACGGUCCAGACUGCAACAUCUGGCAUCCAGAUAGCCAAACCUGCUGGUACGGUACAAGUUCCUGUUGCUCAAACCCAGGUCAGACCACAGACUGUCCUUGUAAACAGCUCUGGAACACCAGUUAGUGGACAGCCAGUGGUAUCAGGUGUGACACCCACCAAGAUAAUGGUACCUUCCCAGGGUGGUGUACAGAGUGCAGUGCUUGUUAGUUCCCCACAGUCAUCUGCUGGAACAGUGUCUGUACUCACAUCUGGUGGACAAGGAAUAGCUAGAAUAAUAUCACCUGGAAAAAUAGCUGGUCCUGUCAUACAGAAAGUUGCAACAGGUACCUCAGUUGUACAGGUGAACACCCCUCAAGGUACACGUAUCAUUCGACAAGUCACACCUCAGGUUGUUGUUUCAGCGCAGCAACAGCCAAACUUGCAGCAGAAACAACAACAGUUACAGCAGCAGCAGCAAGUUCUGGCAGCACAACAGGCACAGUUACAACAAGUCAUUCAACAGCAGCAGCUCAAACUUCAGUCCGGGCAGAUAGUGCAGGUAUCUGGUGUAGCUGGUGCAGUGUCUGGAGCUGCUGCUAUUCUGUCCAGUCAGUCUGGCCAGCAGACUAUUACAGUCACGCCUCAACAGUUAGCAGCUCUACAACAACAACAGCAGUUGAAGAUAGUGAAGCCGGGCGACACAGCUUCUCAGCCUAUCACAAUAACGGCCGGAGACCAGCAACCAGCUGGGCAGUCAGGAGGGGCAUCAUUCCAGGAUCAGUUUGUGAAGCAGUUGCAGCAGCCAGAGGCUAAGACUGUGGGCCAGAGUCCAGACAAGUCCCCCACACCAGGUUCCCCACCCCCAGUGGUACCACCAUCACCAGUCAAGUCACCUAUAGCUCUAUCAGCACAACAGAAAUACGCAGUUACACCUCAAGUUGUGCAAGAAGUUGUACGACAAGCACUGAUGCAGAACCAGACCCCUGAGAUCCAAGCAAAACUUCUCGCUAUGCAGAAACACAUGGUACAACAGAAACAGGAUGACAUCAAGAGUAUCAUGCCUGCUGCCACUCUGAUCUCACAAGUUGGCAGACAGGAAGUGGUGAGGACUGUGGAGAGUCAGGAAGUCAAGAAUGCCAAACAGAAACCACCUGCCAUACUUACACCAGAACAGAAAGAAACACAUGCCAGGAUAGCAAUAUGCAACCAGGUAUUGAAGGGAAUCCUCGACAAGAUAGAGAGGGAAGAGAGAAAAGAACAAAAACUUCAGAAGAAGGCAGAAUCUGCCGAGGAGAAACAAAAACGUCUUGCUGCCACCAAGGUUCAGCAGACUCUGUUCAAACACAAGGAAGCAUUGAAAAAGGAAAUUCAGAGAAAACGGACUCUUAAUGAAAGAAAUAUGCAACUUGAAAUACAGGCUGAGAUUCAGGAAGCAAUGAAGACACAUCAAACAAGUCGAAAGAAGGUGGUACCAGUGCGACAGACGGUGGUACCAGCGGCAAUGAUCCUGCAGAAACGACAGGAGGAGAAUGUUAGACAGCAGAAUAUACUGCCACCCAUGCCUCCUUCCAGUGCUCAGGUUGCUGAAGCAGCUAGAGCCAAGAAGAAGAAACAAAAGAUUAUAUCUACAGGUGUGAGGGAGAAAAGUCUCAACCCUAAACGCAAACUCUACUGUGUCUGUAAAACACCGUAUGAUGAGUCAAGAUUCUACAUUGGUUGUGAUCUAUGUUCAAACUGGUAUCAUGGUGAAUGUGUGAACAUAAGUGAACAACAGUCUAAAUAUAUUGAUGCAUUCGUAUGUGACGACUGUAAGAAACAACAGGAGACUGCCACAGAGGAGCUUUACUGCCUCUGUAAAACACCUUAUGAUGAAUCCAGAUUUUAUGUAGGUUGUGAUCGCUGCCAGGACUGGUUCCACUGUGAAUGUGUGGGUAUCACACAGAAGGAAGCUGAUGAUCUCGACUCGUAUAUAUGUCCUAACUGUCAACGCUCUGACCAGCAAGAUCCCAUCAACCUGAAGGAACUUACAGACAGAGACUACGAUCUUCUCUACAGACUUCUGCGCAGUCUUCAGUCACACAAGAUGGGCUGGCCAUUCCUGGAACCUGUAGAUCCAACCGAAGUGCCUGACUAUUACACUAUAAUCAAGGAUCCUAUGGAUCUAUCUCAAGUAGAAGCGAAUAUGGAUGCACAUCAGUAUAGAAGACUGUCAGACUUUAUCAAGGAUGUAACUAAAGUGUUUAACAACUGUCGCUUGUAUAAUCCUCCAGACACUCCAUUCUUCCAGUGUGCUGAGGUUCUUGAAACAUUCUUUGUUCAACGACUGAAAGCCUUAAAAGAUAAAUUCUUACAUUCUUCAUGAGAAGUUGCCAGUAUUAGUCUGUAAUUUGAAAGCCUGCUGAUAAUGAUGUGUAAAACUGGAUAACAUUUGUGCAGAAUAAUCUGUAAUCUGAUAUAAUAUAAUCAGAUUUGUUCAGAUAGUCAGCAUGUUCACAAAGGUUUCAUAACUUGGAAGUAUUGAACAUUGUAACUCAUACAUCAGAUAUAUUCAUGUUGACAUGUUUGAAGUAUCUGUUAACAUUCUAUAUGCUUGUUCUGUUGACAUUGUGGUGUCCAGGCUUACCAUACUGUCAAACUGUAAACACUUGUGGGAUAUUAUAGUAACUGAUAUACAGUUGGACCUGCCUUUGCAGUCGCUGGUAUCAAGCAGCCAGUCAGUUUUAAUUCUCAAAUAUAUUUUUUUGUUCUAAUUUCAAUGGCAGCCAUCUGCCUUGAACAGUCACUUUGUGUUGCUCCAUUUAUUAGCUGUCUAAAACAUGUUUGACUAUAUGAGCCAUGCCAUGGGAAAACCAAUAUAGUGGCUUUGUGACCAGCAUGGAUCCAGACCAGCCUGCACAUCCGCGCAGUCUGGUCUGGAUCCAUGCUGUUCGCUAACGGUUUCUCUAAUUGCAGUAGGCUUUAAAAGCGAACAGCAUGGAUCCUGACCAGACUGCGCGGAUGCGCAGGCUGGUCUGGAUCCAUGCUGGUCGCAAACCCACUAUGUUGGUUUUCUCAUGGCACGGCUCAUAUAUUAAUUUUUUGUUGAUUAGAGUAUACCUAUGCAUGAAGGAUUAUCAGUUAAUCUCAGUGGAAAAAACACAUGAUUGGAAAUCAUCUGUGUAUGAAUUGAGUUAGAGUAUUCGCUGAGACAGUUGUAAAAUGUUGACUUGAGUAGGAAAUAUUCACUGAGAGAAAUGUAAAAUGUUGACUGGAGUACAAAAUACUCCAUGAAUAUAAGGAAUAUAAUGUUUUUCUCAGAUCCAUUGAGUGCUGAAAAUGACUACGGGCGUAUAUGGCAAUAUUGUGUUUGUUAGCUAUUCAAUAUUGGUGAUUGUUGUUUUAUCUUAGUCCGUGGUUAGAAUAAAUUGUCAUAUUGUACAUAUACAUUAUUUAUUUUCAUAUUUUGCAGAUCAAAUUUUCUCAUGUUAUUUUAAAAAUACCAGUAUGUUAUUCUUUUAAAAUAAAUGUAAAUUAAUCCUCUAUGCUUCUGGUAAUUGAAGGCUGUUGUUAAAUAUUUGUACAGAGUUUGUGUGUAGGUGGGUUGUAGAUCUUGCACGGAUUGGUCCGUUUAGUCUGGUUGCACUAAAUACUGUUUACAGAUUUUAUUUUCUUGAAAGCUUAGGUCAAACUGGUUAACAGUUGCAUAUAAACCACCCAGAUGAUUUACUAUACUAUCUCUUUAGUGAAAUCUCGAGACCCUUGAUAAAUGGCAGCAAAAAAUCAAUUACUACGAUAAGGCAAAGGAGUUUUAAUCAAAUUAAGGUAUCAGUUGAUAAUCUUAACAUAAGGUGUGGUAGUUGUUUAAAUGAAUGAACUUUUUACAUAAAAAGUGAUAUUCAGUCAAUUUUAAAGGUCAGUGUGUGUAAUUGUCACAAUAUGUUAAAAAGGAGCAGGCAGCACUUUGGUGUUAUAAAUCAGAAAUCUGCUUCAAUGUUGGCACACUGUGAGUAAAACCGUACCUGUAGUAAAGGUAGGUGUUCAAUGAGAAAUAAUUAUACAUGGGCUAUAUCAUUUGAAAUAAAUUAGAAAAAAAGUGAUUAACCCUUAGCCUGCUGCAGGCGAAUUUAACAGCCAUGGCAAACAGCUUGGAACCAGAUCAGACGCCGAUUAAAUCGGCGUCUGAUCAGGUUCCAAGCUGUUUGCUACUCUGACAAUAUUUCUUCCAAUUUUGGAGCAAAUUGAAUGAACUUUACAAUUUUAGCAGACGACAUUUCCAGCAGACGACAAUUUAUCUAGCAUGCUAAAGGUUAAGCAUUUUUAAUAUCAAAAGUAUUUCAGAUGCCUUCAGUUUUGUUAUAGUAAAUGAAACCUGUGAGGAUAGGUUCUAGACAUACCUGUUUAUAUUCUUAAGGAUUCUUUACCUGAUAAAGAUCAUGAUCAAGUAUGCUUGCACACAUCUUCAGUCUUCAUAUUGUUUGUACAUGAAAUCAUUAUAGAUUCUUCCAUCUCUUCCUAGAUAUAUAUCAGAUGUAUAAAUAAAACCAGUAGAGUUA
Messenger RNA from Mercenaria mercenaria, 10831 nucleotides. Its product is annotated as nucleosome-remodeling factor subunit BPTF-like. The transcript has 25 exons. Gene Ontology annotation, cellular component: NURF complex. NCBI's taxonomy places the organism in Eukaryota, Metazoa, Mollusca, Bivalvia, Venerida, Veneridae. The coding region runs from base 421 to 8661 and encodes 2746 amino acids. Gene Ontology annotation, molecular function: RNA polymerase II cis-regulatory region sequence-specific DNA binding. Gene Ontology annotation, biological process: regulation of transcription by RNA polymerase II. The record is from RefSeq and is a predicted model, not a curated record.